This is a messenger RNA of Cornus florida, 1359 nucleotides long. RefSeq lists its product as uncharacterized. The transcript has 4 exons. The record is from RefSeq and is a predicted model, not a curated record. Lineage: Eukaryota; Viridiplantae; Streptophyta; Magnoliopsida; Cornales; Cornaceae. Bases 1 to 1359 code for a protein of 452 amino acids.
AUGAGGUUCAGCAACAACGGAGGGCAAGAUCCGAGGCUGUGGCUUCAGACAACAUCCCUCGUCGCACACAGGAUGAGCAAGUCGAAUCCAGCCAUAAGCUUACGGUGUGGUCCAAUGGAAUCCCAGAUGGUGCAGUAUUGCGGAAAUAAGAAGCAAAAGAAGAGCAUUGCUAGCCUCUUCACCAUAAGGCAAAAAAGAGGGGAAACAUUGCAGGAUUUCUUGUCAAGAUUCAACAUGGAAGCCUCAGAAAUAGCGGAUUAUCAUCCCGCAACUGCUAUAGAGACAUUUAAACUCGCGAUGAUUCAGGGGACGAAGUUCCACACUUCUUUAGUCAAGUAUUCUCCUUCCGACAUGCAGACUCUCAAUGCCAGGGCCCAGAUCUACAUUCGGCUUGAGGAAAAUAUAGCCCACCGAGCGCAGCACGCCACCCUCGUGACAGUGGAAAACAAGCCUCGAGAAAGAGUUCUAAUUAAAAAAAUUCAAAAGAGCCAACAUUCCUCAACGCCAAUCACCCAGGCACCUGAAAAAAGGCAAAGGGUAGAGGAAGGAUUUACACCUCUCCGAACUACCUUGGCUCGGCUCUUCCAAGAGAAUAAGGUGAAGUUCACAACUCCGCAGCCAAUAAAAUCCCUCAGGCGACAGGUGGAGAAUAUGAUCGCCAGAGGUGAGUUGACAGAUUACCUCAUGACAAUGGAGUAUGCAAAGCCCCACGAGGUUUAUCCCCGCAAAGUGGAAGGUACGCAAGUAAAAGUCAUCCAUGCAAUACAUGGAAGGUCUGAAGAUGAUCAAGAGUCCGAGGAGGUAUACAGAUCCAGAUUGAGGGCAGCCCACAAGCUCAGGAGGAUAUCCUCGGUCAAUGCUAUCGCUUUGGGUAACAUCAAUAUUGGAUUCGGAGAUGGCGACCUAUCCAGAGUUCAACUCCCCCACGAGGAUCCAUUGGUCAUCAGUCUUUUAGUGGCCAAUUGUAUGAUCCGGAGGGUUUUGAUAGAUCCAGGAAGUAGCGCCAACAUAAUCACAAAGACGGUCUUUGAGCAGCUAGAGAUCCCGUCAUCAUCUAUUCGACCUACCUCCAGCCCGUUGAUGGGGUUCGAUGGCACAAGAGUAGAUCCCCUUGGAGUAAUAGACUUGUCUGAAACCACGAUGAAGAGGACUCUGAAGGAGAACUUUAGCCCUCUGCCCAAGUAUCUUAAGGUAGAGAAGGAAGAGGAAAUUGCAAAGCCCACCGAGGAAACCCUUGAAGCCGUAGAAGUUUUCCUCGGCGACCCUCAGAAGGUUACCUAUCUAGGCUCUUCCUCCGCGUCCGAAGAAAAAGAGGCAUUAAUUGAUGUUAUCCGGAGCAAUGCAGAUGCUUUUGCGUAG